Coregonus sp. 'balchen' is the source of this 20878-nucleotide messenger RNA. The record is from the annotation of a GenBank genome assembly. Lineage: Eukaryota; Metazoa; Chordata; Actinopteri; Salmoniformes; Salmonidae.
AUGUACUUAGGUUGAAACUGUAGUACAAUACAUGUGUCUGUGUAUCUUUAUGCAUUUUCCUUUCUCCUUUUCAGAACUGGAGGCUAAAGAAGCUUGUAAUUGGCUGCGGGCAGCUGGAUUUCCGCAAUAUGCCCAGCUCUAUGAAGGUAAUCAAUAGUUCUCCCUGUGGUUUAUGGACUCUAGACUCUAUUAUGUUCAACCAAGUGAAUAUAACAACUAUGGUCCAGAGAGACUUGUUGUAUUUGGUUAGCUCCUACAGUACAAAGAAAGGUUUACAUCCAUUAACGUCUAGCUCAUCAAUGCAUGCACAGUACUAUAGUGAUAUGAAACAAACCACAUUUGCCACUAUUUACACAAUGUAAUCAUCUCCCAUCACCAAUUACUGUACUGUGUUAGAGGGUGUUAGAGCUAAAUUUGGGUAACAAAAUAUACCUGACGGUAGGCUUAGUCCCCUGUAGCUCAGUUGGUAGAGCAUGGCGCUUGCAAUGCCAGGGUUGUUGGUUCGUUUCCCACGGGGGGCCAGUAUGAAAAAUGUAUGCACUCACUACUGUAAGUCGCUCUGGAUAAGAGCGUCUGCUAAAUGACUAAAAUGUAAAUGAUGCAGAAGUUGUCAAUGAGCGGUGUUAUUUCCCUCCGCUCAGCAGGCUUCUUAUCAAGCUAUCCCCAUGGUUGAAAGCUAAUUGAAUUGCAAUAUCUGAUUAUUCUUGACUGAAUCGCUUUCUUUCAAUUUGCUGGUUGUUGCUAUGCAUAUUCUAUGGAGAAUGAACUCGACAGGUAAAUCAUAGAUCAAAGUCUGGCAAAUUGGAAAAGUCUCAAAGUUCAAUGUUAGUGAUAAUUCACAUUAAUUAGAAAUGUAGGAAAUGCACCACUGCCAGUCAAUAGAAGCUAUAGUGAAAGAAAAGAGUGAAGGCAUUCUGACUAAACGUUGUUUAUGUUUGCAGUUGGUUGGUGGUACUGUAUGUGUUAACAAAUCAUCUCCUUUUGGUACUACAUUUUAUUCUCAGCCUAUCUUAAUUGUUUAUCAACUUUGUUCUACAUGCCAGGAGGUAGUACUCAUCAGAUGUAAGGAAAGCACCCUCUCCUAACAGUGUAGCCUCUGCAAAAGGGAAGUAGAGAGAAACAAAAGCUGGAAAUGAGAAGCCUCUGGAAUGUUGUGUGAUGAACAGUUUUCUUUCUCUAAUAUCCCUAUGCACACAAAAUAGCCCCUCGUAGAGCCACAUAGAAUUUGUAACCACUUUUUACAGUUUUAAUCAAACUGUUGUAAAAAAUUAAUGAGAUUUGGAGUCCAUAGCAUCCAGCCAUUGAUCAGUAAUGUGAAGGCUUGUCAAACAAUAUACUUUUGCUGAUUUAGUCGCAACUACAUAAUACUGUAUAAAAUACAUGCAUUGCCAAGGACUGCAGGCAGCAUGUCUCAAAAUGAAUGUCUGCACAUGCCCGGUUGGCAUGAAUGUAGUCCUCUGUAGCUCAGCUGGUAGAGCAUGGCGCUUGUAACGCCAAGGUAGUGGGUUCGAUCCCCGGGACCACCCGUACACAAAAAUGUAUGCACGCAUGACUGUAAGUCGCUUUGGAUAAAGGCGUCUGCUAAAUGGCAUAUUAUAUUAUUAUUAUAAUAAUUUUAUAUCAUAGACAUUUACAUUUUUGUCAUUUAGCAGACACUCUUAUCCAGAGCGACUUACAGUAGUGAGUGCAUACAUUUUCAUAUAUUUUUUUGUGCUGGUUCCCCAUGGAAAUCGAACCCACAACCCUGGCGUUUAAAAUAUAUAAAUAUUUAUGACCUCAGAGGUUGGUCGUGUUUUCCUAGAACCUGAUCAAAUCACCCAACAGUAUAACUUACCCGCAAAACAUAUAUUCAUCAACUUUGACAUGGCCAUAUGCUGUUAUUCUGGUGUCUUUGGUGCAGAGAGAGUAAAGUUCCCAUAAAACAAAUGUCAAAACACAUCUAUUAACAUAUCCACCUCUCUUGAUCUGCAGCGGGACUGCUUCCGUUAGACAUCUCCUCUGUGAAAAAAGACCAUGAGUUUCUGGACCAGGAUUCACUGAAGUCACUAUGCAGGUAAGACAUUCACAUUUCCAUUACCUUUCAUAUGUCUGCAUCCAAGUCUCAUACUAUAAGGUAUGCUAUGCAUUGUUGGUAAUGGUUUUGCAAUUUUUUAAAUUAAGUUGAAUAAAAAAUAUUUGUAUUUGUUUUCUGGGAGGUAUAGGAAUCCCACUAUAAUGAUGUGGAUUGUUAUUGUUGCUAUUAUAAAUACAAUCAUUUGUUUAAAACUUUUUGUCAAGAAUAAUUACAAUAAUUAUUCAUACCCAUAUCCAUCUUUUGAGGUGUGAUAAAGAGGGUUUUCACUGCUGGUCAUUAACUCGAACAUCAGUUGCACAAAUCUAUGAAUAUAUUAACUCUGUUGAACAGCGUUCUGGUGGAUAGCAAACUAUAACUUGAGUUGAUAGACUUUCUGUGUGUGUGUGUGUGUGUGUGUGUGUGUAAGAGCAGUAGAGACACGGUGACUGAAUUGCCAAUCAAAUCCCAAUAAAUCACCUGAGCUCCCAGUGUCACUUCAUGCUGUCAGGUUGUCCUCAGAGGAGUAGCUAUGAAUCUAUGCUCUCAGAAUACAAAUAUACGAUAUGAUACGAUACGAUAUGAUAUGAUACGAUACAAUACGAUAUGAUACGAUACGAUACGAUACAAAAUGAUACGAUAUGAUACGAUACGAUAUGAUACGAUACGAUACAAUAAUGCAAAAAAAUAUAUGAUAAAGACAAACUUUUUUUAUGUCUUCAAGUUCCAACUAUGGAAACUUUGAGCUGUAAGAGAAAAGUUGAACUGCUGUCUGUCUUCAGAAAAAAGACAUGAAUCAAGCAUAAAAUGAAAUGUGUUAAAGUUCACUGUAGACUUCCUGACUCUUGAAAUUUACGACAUAUCUAUUGACAAUUGUUUUCCAAAAUAAACCGGUUAGUGAAAUGCCUCACACACAGACUCAUUUCAAUCUGUGGUGCAGCAACUGACAUGGUGUGAAAUUCAGUCUGGGGUGGCGUGAUGUAAAAAUAAAACAGCCUGGCUCAAGGCCUGCAUGUCUGCAUACUCUUGCUCUGAAAAAGUCAUGCAUUUUGUUUUAUUUUUACAUCACGCCACCCCAGACUGAAUUUCACACCAUGUUGGGGGGGGGGGGGGGGGGGGGUUGGCAGAGGUGGAACACAAUUACAAAGGGGAGCCAUGGGAGUAGUCCUUCAAAAACAUUCAAAAUAUUACACAUUGACAUGAAAAACUGAAUUGUUUACAUCCCUGUUAGUGAGCAUGUCCGGAAAAAAAGUAUUUAGUCAGCCACCAAUUGUGCAAGUUCUCCCACUUAAAAAGAUGAGAGAGGCCUGUAAUUUUCAUCAUAGGUUCACGUCAACUAUGACAGACAAAAUGAGAAAAAAAAAUCCAGAAAAUCACAUUGUAGGAUUUUUAAUGAAUUUAUUUGCAAAUUAUGGUGGAAAAUAAGUAUUUGGUCAAUAACAAAAGUUUCUCAAUACUUUGUUAUAUACCCUUUGUUGGCAAUGACACAGGUCAAACGUUUUCUGUAAGUCUUCACAAGGUUUUCACACACUGUUGCUGGUAUUUUGGCCCAUUCCUCCAUGCAGAUCUCCUCUAGAGCAGUGAUGUUUUGGGGCUGUCGCUGGGCAACACGGACUUUCAACUCCCUCCAAAGAUUUUCUAUGGGGUUGAGAUCUGGAGACUGGCUAGGCCACUCCAGGACCUUGAAAUGCUUCUUACGAAGCCACUCCUUCGUUGCCCGGGCGGUGUGUUUGGGAUCAUUGUCAUGCUGAAAGACCCAGCCAUGUUUCAUCUUCAAUGCCCUUGCUGAUGGAAGGAUGUUUUCACUCAAAAUCUCACGAUACAUGGCCCCAUUCAUUCUUUCCUUUACACGGAUCAGUCGUCCUGGUCCCUUUGCAGAAAAACAGCCCCAAAGCAUGAUGUUUCCACCCCCAUGCUUCACAGUAGGUAUGGUGUUCGUUGGAUGCAACUCAGCAUUCUUUGUCCUCCAAACAUGACGAGUUGAGUUUUUACCAAAAAGUUAUAUUUUGGUUUCAUCUGACCAUAUGACAUUCUCCCAAUCCUCUUCUGGAUCAUCCAAAUGCACUCUAGCAAACUUCAGACGGGCCUGGACAUGUACUGGCUUAAGCAGGGGGACACGUCUGGCACUGCAGGGUUUGAGUCCCUGGCGGCGUAGUGUGUUACUGAUGGUAGGCUUUGUUACUUUGGUCCCAGCUCUCUGCAGGUCAUUCACUAGGUCCCCUCGUGUGGUUCUGGGAAUUUUGCUCACCGUUCUUGUGAUUUUUUUACCCCAUGGGGUGAGAUCUUGCGUGGAGCCCCAGAUCGGGGGAGAUUAUCAGUAGUCUUGUAUGUCUUCCAUUUCCUAAUAAUUGCUCCCACAGUUGAUUUCUUCAAACCAAGCUGCUUACCUAUUGCAUAUUCAGUCUUCCCAGCUUGGUGCAGGUCUACAAUUUUGUUUCUAGUGUCCUUUGACAGCUCUUUGGUCUUGGCCAUAGUGGAGUUUGGAGUGUGACUGUUUGAGGUUGUGGACAGGUGUCUUUUAUACUGAUAACAAGUUCAAACAGGUGCCAUUAAUACAGGUAACGAGUGGAGGACAGAGGAGCCUCUUAAAGAAGAAGUUACAGGUCUGUGAGAGCCAGAAAUCUUGCUUGUUUGUAGGUGACCAAAUACUUAUUUUCCACCAAAAUUUGCCAAUAAAUUCAUAAAAAAUCCUACAAUGUGAAUUUCUGGAUUUUUUUUUCUCAAUUUGUCUGUCAUAGUUGACGUGUACCAAUGAUGAAAAUUACAGGCCUCUCUCAUCUUUUUAAGUGGGAGAACUUGCACAAUUGGUGGCUGACUAAAUACUUUUUUCCCCACUGUACAUGACAGGUGUGGCAUAUCAAGAAGCUGAUUAAACAGCAUGAUCAAUAAAAGGCCACUCUAAAAUGUGAAGUUUUGUCACACAACACAAUGCCACAGAUGUCUCAAGUUUUGAAGGAGCAUGCAAUUGGCAUGCUGAUUGCAGGAAUGUCCACCAAAGCUGUUGCCAGAGAAUUGAAUGUUAAUUUCAAAUCAAAUCAAAUCAAAUUUUAUUGGUCACAUGCGCCGAAUACAACAGGUGCAGACAUUACAGUGAAAUGCUUACUUACAGCCCUUAACCAACAGUGCAUUUAUUUUUAACAAAAAAAGUAAAAAUAAAACAACAACAAAAAAAGUGUUGAGAAAAAAAGAGCAGAAGUAAAAUAAAAUAACAGUAGGGAGGCUAUAUAUACAGGGGGGUACCGGUGCAGAGUCAAUGUGCGGGGGUACCGGCUAGUUGAGAUAGUUGAAGUAAUAUGUACAUGUGGGUAGAGUUUUAGAAGUUCUAGAAUUUCUUUACCAUAAGCCGCCUCGAACGCCAUUUUAGAGAAUUUGGCAGUACGUCCAACCGGCCUCACAACCGCAGACCACUUGUAACUACGCCAGACCAGGACCUCCACAUCCAGCUUCUUCACCUGCGGGAUCGUCUGAGACCAGCCACCCGGACAGCUGAUGAAACUGUGGGUUUGCACAACCGAAGAAUUUCCUGCAAAAAACUGUCAGAAACCAUCUCGGGGAAGCGCAACUGCGUGCUUGUCAUCCUCACCAGGGUCUUGACCUGACUGGAGUUCGGCGUCGUAACCGACUUCAGUGGGCAAAUGAUCAUCUUCGAUGGCCACUGGCACGAGGGAGAAGUGUGCUCUUCACAGAUGAAUCCCGGUUUCAACUGUACCGGGCAGAUGACAGAUUGCAUGUAUGGUGUUGUUUGGGCGAGCGAUUUGUUGAUGUCAACGUUGUGAACAGAGUGCCCCAUGGUGGCGGUGGGGUUAUGGUAUGGGCAGGCAUAAGCUAUGGACAACGAACACAUUUUAUCGAUGGCAAUUUGAAUGCACAGAGAUACUGUGCCGAGAUCCUGAGGCCGACUGUCGUGCCAUUUAUCUGCGGCCAUCAUCUCAUGUUUCAGCAUUAUAAUGCACGGCCCCAUGUCGCAAGGAUCUAUACACAAUUCCUGGAAGCAAUUCCCAGUUCUUCCAUUUCCAUGGCCUGCAUACUCACCAGACAUGUCACCCAUUGAGCAUGUUUGGGAUUCUCUGGAUUGACGUGUACGACAGCGUGUUCCAGUUCCCUCCAAUAUCCAGCAACUUCGCACAGCCAUUGAAGAGGAGUGGGACAACAUUCCACAGGUCACAAUCAACAGCCUGAUCAACUCUAUGCGAAGGAGAUGUGUCGCGCUGCAUGAGGCAAAUGGUGGUCACAGACUGCUUUUCUGAUCCACACCCCUACAUUUUUUAAAAAGGUAUCUGUGACCAACAGAUGCAUAUCUGUAUUCCCAGUCGUGAAAUCCAUAGAUUAGGGCCUAAUUGUUUUAUUUCAAUUGACUGAUUUCCUUAUAUGAACUGUAACUCAGUCAAAUCUUUGAAAUUGUUGCACAUUGCGUUUAUAUUUUUGUUCAGUGUAAUUUGGAUUGGCACUGCACUUGUAAACAAACCAAAUACUUGGAUAUUUCCUAUGUUUAUUCAUUUGAUCUCUUUCAUUUCCAUGUAGGAGGCUGUCAACCUUGAACAAGUGUGCCUCCAUGAGACUGGAGGUCCAUUUUCAGUGCAAACAGGUGAGUAGACCAGCCACUAGAUCCACUGCUAUAGCUUGUUACAUGUCUGAGUUUGCUUGACGGCCUUGUAUAUUACAAUUGUUUUAUAGUCCAUUGUACAUGCACAAAUAAGUCUAUAUUUGCUUUGCACUUAGACAUAGCCCUUGUCAAUGUAAAUAAUCCUUCCAUAACCAUGUUAUAAAAGGGUCUCUCAUUUGUCUCUCAUCUGAUGCAGAGUGAAGACUCCGAGGAGGAUGACCUAUGUGCCAUCAGUGACCGCUGGGCAUUCCAGCGAGAGAGUAAAACAUGGUCCCGACUGCGUAACUUCUCCCAACACAUCUCCCCCAGCGUGGAGGUCCUUUCCUCCACCACCCUGCGCCCCUUGAGGGCCUCGGCCAGUAGUGAGAGCAUCCUGAGUGACUUCAGCAACCUGGAGGUCACCUCCACCCACAGCAGCAGCAGCCUGAGUGUGGAGAGUGCCAGAGGUACCACGUCCAGCACCCCCUCCAGUCAGGUCACCAGCAUGGCAGAGCCCUACAUCCUUACCUCCCACCAUGACUCCCAUGAUUCCCACUCUCCCAAUGGAUCCGCCUGUGAGGGCCAGCCUGUGUCUCCCAAAAACCUGGUUACUGUUCCUGUCAGCAGAGAGAAGACCAAGAGGUGUUCCAAUACCUUCCUGAAGAGAAUGGAGUCGAUCAAGAGAAAGGAUAAAGAGAGGGAAGUGACAGAUGGCCAAGUUGUGACCUCUCCGCUGCAGUUCCCUCUAACCCCUGGCAGUUUGCAUUGCACUUCCAAUGAAAGUCUACCUGGUUUAAAAAAUAACACUACAGAAAAGAGCAGUGUAAAUUACAGCAGAAAGGCCCAUACUAUCUGUCGUACAGGCCAUAGGUCCCCAGUAGUGGACAGAGCUAAUGCGAAGAACAGUUGGCUCUAUCUAGAGGACUAUGACAUGGUAGGGUGGAAGGGGGCUAAACAGGUUAGUCAGAAGAGUGGCUAUAAAAAUGGACUAGAUUGUCUGGUUCAUCUGCCAGUGGACCACAAGCCAGGCACGUUCCCCAAGUCCCUAUCCAUCGAGAGCCUGUGCACUACUUCCACUUCUCACGAGCUGCGUGAAUGGCAGAUGGAGGACGUCAACCUCUCCCUGGGCAGCAGUCAUGAGUCCCAGGAAUUCAACAUGUUUCCUAGAAGAAGAAACUCGUGUUCCUCAGUGGGGAGCAUCUAUGACAAUGUGCAUGAGGCUAGUGGCAGUUCAGAUGAGUUGAGAGAAAAGGUCUUUGAGCACCUGGAUGAUAUCCUUCAACAUGUCCAUGGCCUUCAGCAGAAUAUAGACCAGUGGUCCAAGAAGGUGUGCCAGGAGCUCAGUGACAAGCAUGAGGAGGAGGAGGAGGACACUGACGAGACCAGAGAAACAACAUUCUCCUCCAGCCUCCAUUUUGAGGAGCAGUCUAUGUCAGAUGUAGGCACGAUGGCCAGUGACUACGACAGCACAGGAAACUCUUUGAAUGAGGUGGAAGAUGUUGAGACAAGAGAACGAAGGGACUCAGGAGUGGGUGCUUCCUUAACCAGGCCAAGCAGGUAAACAUACAUUGUUAUACAUAAAGAUGAUAACACGUUCAGGUUUAUCAGUAUUUCACCAAAUGUCAAAUAGCUCUUGACAUUUAGAUAGUAUAAUAGUAAAGACCCAUAAAUUAAUUGAUUUAAUCGCCUCUAAGAUAUACCACAAAUGGACACUCAUAGCAUCGCUAUAGAUCAAAACAUUGACCUUUAUUCCCAUUACAUUUCCCCUCUCUCUAGGAAGCUACGGUGGCAUAGUUUCCAGAACUCCCACAGGCCGAGCCUGACUUCAGCCUCCCAGGAAAUUAACCGUCAGUCAGCCGCUCAGCUUAACCUGCUGCAAAAGUUCUCUCUGCUCCGGCUCACUGCUAUAAUGGAGAAGUACUGCGAACCCAACAAACAUGGCUGGAGCUGGUGAGUGGAGGGCCCUUGGGGACUGGAGAUUUAAAUAUAGAUAAAAGGCAGUUACGUAAAGAAGUGCACUCUAUUAUACUGUCCUUUUGAUAUGCAUUUAAUCAGGGCAGCGAGUAUUUUUUUGUGGUAAGGAAAUUGCUUUUUAAAAUGCAUUGUAUUCAUCAUUCCAAAUGGCAAGGCCUUUGAUCUACAUUUAUGCAGCCAAUGUAUAGUAGUUUAAAAGGAAAACCUGCUUUCCAUAAAGAAAGCUGUUAAAAAGUUUGGAUUUGUACAAUUUCGCAACCUUCUCUCAUUCAGGCUCUUAUUUCUCAUGCGGAGGACUCUUGCUUCUCAAGAAUCAAUCACAUUUUCCUACACAAAGAAUCCAUUAUCUAUAAUUGCAGUGUCACGAUCGUUGAGAGACGGGUCAGACCAAGGCGCAGCAUGGUAUGCGUACAUAUUUAUUAAUGACGAUAAACACUUGACAAAACAACAAAAGCAACGUAAUGUGAAGCUCCAACAAUGGCUACACACUAACAAGCCAAACACCAGUCAAGAUCCCACAACUAAGGUAGGCAACAUGGCUACCUAAGUAUGAUCCUCAAUCAGAGACAACGAGUGACAGCUGCCUCUGAUUGGGAAUCACACCCGGCCAAACAUAGAAAUACACAUUCUAGAUCCUAAACAUAGAAUCUAAUAACACAGAUCUCAACCUGAACUCACACCCUGACCCAACCAACCAGAGUUCUCUAGGUCAGAGCGUGACAGUACCCCCCCCCCCCCCCCCCCAAAGGUGCGUACUCCAGCCGCACCAACCUGAUUCAUUAGGGGAGGGUCCGGGUGGGCAUAUCAGCCUCGGAGGCGGCCUCUCCCUCUCUGCCCUCCCCGUUGCGCCCCUGGUCUGGUCUGGACCUCGGCGCGAUGCUUCCCCUCUCCUUCCUCCCACGAUGCACCAAGCCCUGUCUGGACCCUGGUGUGGGAGGCCCCGACCCUGGAGAGGGGCUGACUUCUGGGUCUGGAGUGGAGCCGCUGACCGGAGCUGGAUUGGGCACCGGUGGAGCGGACUGCUCUGGCUCUGGAGUGGAUCCGCUGACCGGAGCUGGACUCGGCACCGGUGGAGUGGACUACUCUGGCUCCGGAGUGGAUCCGCUGACCGGAGCUGGACUGGGCACCGGUGGAGCGGACUGCUCUGGCUCCGGAGUGGAACCGCUGACCAGAGCUGGACUAGGCACCGGUGGAGCGGACAGCUCUGGCUCCGGAGUGGAACAUGCGUUUUUCUGGAUUUUGUUGUUGUUAUUCUGUUUCUCACUGUUCAAAUAAACCUACCAUUAAAAUUAUAGACUGAUCAUUUCUUUGUCAGUAGGCAAACUUACAAAAUCAGCAGGGGAUCAAAUACUUUUUUCCCUCACUGUAUCUCCGCAUACCUAGGUUUCUCAAUGAACACACGCUCCUUUUGUUGCCUGACCAGCUCCUCUCUCCGUGCCUCCACUAUUUCCUUCUCCCUACGGGCCUCCUGCAGCUCCUCCUCUUUAAGGGAGCUCUCCUGCUCUGUUCUUCCUAUCAGCCCCCCGUAAUGUGGUGGCCUCCUCUCUUAAACAGUCGAUCCGCAGGUCUUGGAGGACCUCUAAAAUAGCGGCCUCCUCCUCUAUAGUCAGCCCUUUCACGGCCUCCUGCUGCCUCGUCGUCCACCCCGUGUGCCCCCCCAAUUUUUUUUCUUGGGGCUGCUUCUCUGGCUUUCUUCGUGACCGAGUCCUUUUGAGUCGCCGUUUCUCCUCUCCUGCCUGGGCUUCCUCCUUCGCCCAGGGUCCUCUACCAGCCAAUAUCUCCUUCCAAGUCAUUUUGCUCCUGGGCACGCUGCUUGGUCCUUGUUUGGUGGGAUCUUCUGUCACGAUCGUUGAGAGACGGGUCAGACCAAGGCGCAGUGUGGUAUGCGUACAUAUUUAUUAAUGACGAUAAACACUUGACAAAACAACAAAAGCAACGUAACGUGAAGCUCCAACAAUGGCUACACACUAACAAGCCAAACACCAGUCAAGAUCCCACAACUAAGGUAGGCAACAUGGCUACCUAAGUAUGAUCCCCAAUCAGAGACAACGAGCGACAGCUGCCUCUGAUUGGGAAUCACACCCGGCCAAACAUAGAAAUACACAUUCUAGAUCAUAAACAUAGAAUCUAAUAACAUAGAUCUCAACCUGAACUCACACCCUGACCCAACCAACCAGAGUUCUCUAGGUCAGGGCGUGACAUGCAGUGGACAUUUUAGCGCACGCUCAGUUGUCAGCAGUAAAUUAGCAGGUUUUAUCAUCCUAAAAGGUUAAAACUUAAAUUUCUCUUGCAUCAUCUGCCAUGUGCUGUCACCCAAUUAGGCUUCAUCCCUUAGUUGAAAAAGCAUUAUGUGAAUAUGCAUCAGACAAAAUGGAAACUGUUUUGUUCCGAAAUAGACUGAUUAGGAUUUGGCGAUAGACCAAACAGUUUUCAUCCAAAAAAGACAUCAAUGUCCAAGGAAAAUAUCUAAUGUUAACUGUGGUGCUGUUUGCGUAGUUUUAGCCUUUUCCCCACUUUAAACUACCAAUUUAGACUAUCGUUUAGACACAUCCAAUUUGACAAGAUUACAUGUACAGUGAGGGGUAAAAACUAUUUGAUCCCCUGCUGAUUUUGUACGUUUGCCCACUGACAAAAAAAUUAUCAAUCUAUAAUUUUAAUGGUAGGUUUAUUUGAACAGUGAGAGACAGAAUAACAACAAAAAAAUCCAGAAAAACGCAUGUCAAAAAUGUUAUAAAUUGAUUUGCAUUUUAAUGAGGGAAAUAAGUAUUUGACCCCCUCUCAAUCAGAAAGAUUUCUGGCUCCCAGGUGUCUUUUAUACAGGUAACGAGCUGAGAUUAGGGGCACACUCUUAAAGGGGGUGCUCCUAAUCUCAGUUUGUUACCUGUAUAAAAGACACCUGUCCACAGAAGCAAUCAAUCAAUCAUAUGGCCAAGACCAAAGAGCUCUCCAAGGAUGUCAGGGACAAGAUUGUAGACCAAAGCAAGGCUGGAAUGGGCUACAAGACCAUCGCCAAGCAGCUUGGUGAGAAGGUGACAACAGUUAGUGCGAUUAUUCGCAAAUGGAAGAAACACAAAAGAACUGUCAAUCUCCCUCGGCCUGGGGCUCAAGAUCUCACCUUGUGGAGUUGCAAUGAUGAUGAGAACUGUGAGGAAUCAGCCCAGUACUGCACAGGAGGAUCUUAUCAAUGAACUCAAGGCAGCUGGCACCAUAGUCACCAAGAAAACAAUUGGUAAACACACUACGCCGUGAAGGACUGAAAUCCUGCAGCGCCCGCAAGGUCCCCCUGCUCAAGAAAGCACAUAUACAUGCCCGUCUGAAGUUUGCCAAUGAACAUCUGAAUGAUUCAGAGGAGAACUGGGUGAAAGUGUUGUGGUCAGAUGAGACCAAAAUGGAGCUAUUUGGCAUCAACUCAACCCACCGUGUUUGGAGCAGGGCGGCAGGUAGCUUAGUGGGUAAGAGCGUUGUGCCAGUAACCGAAAGGUCGCUGGUUCUAAUCCCCGAGCCGACUAGGUGAAAAAUCUGUCGAUGUGCCCUUAAGCAAGGCACUUAACCCUAAUUGCUCCUGUAAGUCGCUCUGGAUAAGAGCGUCUGCUAAAUGACUAAAAUGUAAAUGUAAAUGAGGUGGAAACAUUAUGCUUUGGGGGUGUUUUUCUGCUAAGGUGACAGGGCAACUUCACCGCAUCAAAGGGACGAUGGACGGGGCCAUGUACCGUCAAAUCUUGGGAGAGAACCUCCUUCCCUCAGCCAGGGCAUUGAAAAUGGGUUGUGGAUGGGUAUUCCAGCAUGACAAUGACCCAAAACACACGGCCAAGGCAACAAAUUAGUGGCUCAAGAAGAAGCACAUUAAGGUCCUGGAGUGGCCUAGCCAGUCUCCAGACCUUAAUUCCAUAGAAAAUCUGUGGAGGGAGCUGAAGGUUCGAGUUGCCAAACGUCAGCUCGAAACCUUCAUGAUUUGGAGAAGAUCUGCAAAGAGGAGUGGGACAAAAUCCCUCCUGAGAUGUGUGCAAACCUGGUGGCCAACUACAAGAAACGUCUGACCUCUGUGAUUGCCAACAAGGGUUUUGCCACCAAGUACUAAGUCAUGUUUUGCAGAGGGGUCAAAUACUUAUUUCCCUCAUUAAAAUGCAAAUCAAUUUAUAACAUUUUUGACAUGCGUUUUUCUGGAUUUUUUGUUAUUCUGUCUCUCACUGUUCAAAUAAACCUACCAUUACAAUUAUAGACUGAUCAUUUCUUUGUCAGUGGGCAAACUUACAAAAUCAGCAGGGGAUCAAAUACUUUUUUCCCUCACUGUAUUUCAGCUAACAACUUUUAUGGUGAUAUCUACAUGAAAAGAUUGAAUCUAAUGCCCAUUUUCCUCUGUUUUGGUAGGUCUAUUCCUAAAUUUAUGAAGAGGAGUAAGGUCCCUGACUACAGGGACAAACAGGUUUUUGGUGUCCCGCCAAUCAUCAAUGUCCAAAGGAGUGGGCAACCCCUACCCCAGAGCAUCCAGCAGGCCAUGCGCUACCUCCGCAGCCAAUGUCUGGAAAAGGUAGUCACUCUCAUCCCCUCAAAGUGAUCAUGUGUUCCCUCAUGCUACAGUGUGUGUAAAACAUUAUAAUUUUAGUAUGUGUUCCACUCCAGAUAUGUUAUGUUACUGUAUUUCUAUUGUAGUGAUAGUUCAUGUACUUGUGAUACAUUAUAUAUUAUCAUGCAUUGAAGUUUAUGAAUGAUGCUAAUACACCUAUGACAUUAUCAACAGUUUUUCACUCCUAUUCCUGUUAAGGUUGGCAUUUUCCGUAAGUCUGGGGUGAAGUCUCGGAUCCAGACUCUGCGGCAGCUGAAUGAAAAUUCCCCAGACCACGUGAGCUACCAGGGCCAAUCAGCCUACGAUGUGGCCGACCUGCUGAAACAGUACUUCAGAGACCUGCCUGAGCCUGUCCUCACCACCAAACUCACUGAAACCUUCCUGCAGAUCUACCAGUGUGAGUCAGUGGCUCUAAGUGCUCCUCUCCCAUCCACUCUGGGAAGCUCUGAACCCCUGUCUACUUCACAUUGCCCUUCAGCAUACACUUAUCAGAUUUAAAUCAUUGACUAAAUAAAGCUGAGAAGUCAAUCAACUAAUUGAAAGGCACAGUAAUGAUACUGUACUCUAUGAUGUCCUCCAGCUAGGACUUUAUAGCUAGAGUUAGGGUUUAUCGAGGUUUUGCAAACAUGGCAUUAAGUCACUGUCUGGAUUUGAUGUCUGGUUAUAAUGUAUAUGGAAUGUCUGCUGCUAUAAUUACCAGGUGCAUUCAAAUUCAUCCGUUUUGUCAUCGGUAUCAUGCUAAGAUCUUACAACCAACAUAACAAUUGACGUUCAGAUGUACAGUACCAGUCAAAAGUUUGGACACACCUACUCAUUCAACGGUUUUUCUUUAUUUUUUACUAUUUUCUACAUUCUAGAAUAAUAGUGAAGACAUCAAAACUAUGAAACAACACGUAUGGAAUCAUGUAGUAUCCAACAAAGUGUUAAACAAAUCAAAAUAUAUUUUAGAUUUUAGAUUCUUCAAAGUAGCCACCCUUUGCCUUGAUGACAGCUUUGCACAUUCAUGGCAUUCUCCCAACCAGCUUCACCUGGAAUGCUUUUCCAACAGUCUUGAAGGAGUUCCCACAUAUGCUGAACACUUGUUGGCUGCUUUUCCUUCACUCUGCGGUCCAACUCAUCCCAAACCAUCUCAAUUUGGUUAAGGUUGGGUGAUUGUGGAAGCCAGGUCAUCUGAUGCAGCAUUCCAUCACUCUCCUUCUUGGUCAAAUAGCCCUUACACAGCCUGGAGGUGUGUUGGGUCAUUGUCCUGUUGAAAAACAAAUGAUUGUCCCACUAAGCACAAACCAGAUGGGAUGGUGUAUCGCUGCAGAAUGCUGUGGUAGCCAUGCUGAUUAAGUGUGCCUUGAAUUUUAAAUAAAUCACUGACAGUGUCACCAGCAAAGCACCCCCACACCAUCACACCUCCUCCUCCAUGCUUCACAGUGGGAACCACGCAUGCGGAGAUCAUCCGCAAAGACAUGGCGAUUGGAACCAAAAAUCUCAGAUUUGGACUCAUCAGACCAAAGGACAGAUUUCCACCGGUCUAAUAUCCAUUGAUCGUGUUUCUUGGCCCAAGCAAGUCUCUUCUUAUUAUUGGUGUCCUUUAGUAGUGGUUUGUUUGCAGCAUUUCGACCAUGAAGGCCUGAUUCACGCAGUCUCCUCUGAACAGUUGAUGUUGAGAUGUGUCUGUUACUUAAACUCUGUGAAGCAUUUAUUUGGGCUGCAGUUUCUUAGGCUGGUAACUCUAAUGAACUUAUCCUCUGCAGCAGAGGUAACUCUGGGUCUUCCUUUCCUGUGGUGGUUCUCAUGAGAGCCAGUUUCAUCAUAGUGCUUGAUGGUUUUUGCGACUGCACUUGAAGAAACUUUGAAAGUUCUUGACAUUUUCCGGAUUGACUGACCUUCAUGUCUUAAAGUAAUGAUGGACUGUCGUUUCUCUUUGCUUAUUUGAGCUGUUCUUGCCAUAAUAUGGACUUGGUAUUUUACCAAAUAGGGCUAUCUUCUGUAUACCACCCCUACCUUGUCACAACACAACUGAUUGGCUCAAACGCAUUAAAAAGGAAAGAAAUUCCACAAAUUAACUUUUACCAAGGCACACCUGUUAAUUGAAAUGCAUUCCAGGUGACUACCUCAUGAAGCUGGUUGAGAGAAUGCUAAGAGUGUGCAAAGCUGUCAUCAAGGCAAAGGGUGGCUACUUUGAAGAAUUUGUUUAACACUUUUUUUUGGUUACUACAUGAUUCCAUAUGUGUUAUUUCAUAGUUUUGAUGUCUUCACUAUUAUUCUACAAUGUAGAAAAUAGUAAAAAUAAAGAAAAACCCUUGAAUGAGUAGGUGUGUCCAAACUUUUGACUGGGACUGUAUCUGUCAUGUUUGUUUCCCAGGUGUCCCUAAGGACAUGCGUCUUCAGGCGGCCCAGGCUGCAGUCAUCCUUCUGCCUGACGAGAACCGGGAGGUACUGCAGACCUUGCUCUACUUCCUCAGUGACAUCGCCUCUGCUGAGGAGAACCAGAUGACAGCUGGGAACCUGGCUGUGUGCCUGGCCCCCUCCAUCCUGCACCUCAACAUCUCCAAGAAAGAGGGCACCUCCCCCAGGUAUGUACUGGUAUUCGUGUUUCUGUCUAUGUGUGUAUCAUUACAUGUUUUGGUGUGUGUGGCCUGGGACUUAGGGGCCGAUUCAGACUUAGGACAUUUACGCCUUUCCUACACACGCCUUUCCUAUGCACUCUCAGUAGUUGGUAUUCAGACUUACCUAAUGCAGGCGUGUAAUGCACUCUACAGGUGUGGCUACCUUGCGCACACUGAAUAAAUGUAAUUCAACUGCUGAAAACCCUCCCACUUGCUGGCCAACAGAUUUUCUCGUGGUGUUUUCAUUCAAUAGGGUUUUCAGUAAAUUGAUCUUAACCCUCCCGUUGUCCUAGGGUCAAAAUGACCCGCCACUGUGUUGAACCAACUUUAUUUAAUUUUUAUAUUUUUUGGAUCAUUUGUGAGAAGGAGGCAGUGAUACUUUCUUUAAAGUCUCACUGCCUCCUUCUCACAAAUGAUCCCAAAAAUAUAAAAAUUAAAUAAAGUUGGUUCAACACAGUGGCGGGUCAUUUUGACCCUAGGACAACGGGAGGGUUAAGCCAUCCCUUUAAAUAUGGUGUACCUUUAAUUAGAAUUCUGUCGACAGACUCACUAGAAUACACAGAGAGAACGAAUUCUGAAUAUAGGGAUCAAUGAAAGAAAGCCAUCUAAAUAUAUGCAUAUUCAUCUCUGUUUCAGCACCAACUGGUAGAUUUAGAAAUACACUGAUCUUGUACAUUAUUUAGGCAGAUUUUUGGGUUAGUAAAGUAUGUAAGUUUGGAGAGCCUUUAUGGACAAAAUAUAUAGAUGAAUAAAAAAUACAGUGGUUUGAUUCAUCCUGAAAGUUGCCAUAUUCAAGUUAAAUCCAUUAAAUGUCGGAAGGUGGAAAAAAGUGUACAAUAGGGGUUGAACAAUAGUCCUAUAAAUCUACCCUAAUCCUCACUAAUCAUAGAACUGUAUGACAACAGUCCAGUCAUAGUGAACCAUGCGCCAGGCUCCAGGUUAAAACUGCUACGUGUGGUCUGUGUUCCAUAAUGAUUCAAAUAGGCUACAUGUCCCAAAUUAUUGCACAAUGUUAGCCUAAUAUGAUCCACUAUUGCUAGCGACCCUCAGAAACAACUACACGGACGUGACAGAGGAAAGAAAGGUAAACGGAAUGGAAUAAAUUGAUGCAAAAUGUUGGCUACAAAUUGAAGGAAACUAACACUAAAGUGACAGUAGACAGUUAUAAAUGUACACUGAGUAUACCAAACAUUAGGAACACUUUCCUAAUAUUAAGUUGCACAACGCCUUAUGGCCUCAGAACAACCUCAACACGUUGGGGCAUGGACUCUACAAGGUGUCGAAAGCGUUCCACAGUGAUACUCCCACAGUUGUGUCAAGUUGGCUGGAUGCCCUUUGUGUGGUGGACCAUUCUUGAUACACACGGGAAACUGUUGAGCGUGAAAAACCCAGCAGCAUUGCAGUACACAAACUGGUGCGACUGGCACCUACUACCAUACCCUGUUCAAAGGCACUUACAUUUUUUGUCUUGCCCAUUCACCCUCUGAAUGGCACUCAUACACAAUCCAUGUCUCAAUUGUCUCAAGGCUUACCUGUUUCCUCCCCUUUUAUCUACACUGAUUGAAGUGGAUUUAACAAGUGACAUCAAUAAGGGAUCAUAGCUUUCCUCGCGCGUAAAGGUGGUCAGGCCAAAAAGGCAAUCCCUUUGCACGGAAAAGCCGGGGGCAAUUUUUAAAAACCUUUCCAUAACCAGGGGUUUUUAAAAGGGGGGCCCUAAAUUUGUCUCUAUCUGAUGCGGUGAAGACUCCAGGGGGGAUACCUAUGUGCCAUCUGACCGCGGGGCUUUUCCAGCGGGGGGAAAAAAAACUUUGGUCCCGCCCUGCGUAACUUCCCCCAAAAAAACUCCCCCAGGUGGGUCCUUUCCUCCCCCCCCGGGCCCCCCUUUGGGGGCCCCGGGGCCAGUAGUGAGAGCAUCCUGAGUGAUUUUCAGAAAACCUGGGGGUUUCACCCCCCAACCCACAGCACCCAGGGGCCUGGUGGGGAGAGUCAGAGGUCCCAAAAAGGCCAGCCACCCCCCCCCAUCAGGUCACCAGAAGGGCAAAAGGCCCUAAACCCUUACCUCCACCAUGACUCCCAUGUUUCCCCAAACCCCCAAAGGGAAUCCCCCCUUUUGGGGCCCCAGCCUGUUUUUCCCCCAAAAAACCCGGGUUUACUUUUCCUGUCAGAGAAAGAAGACCAAGGGGGGUUUCCCAAUACCUUCGGGAAGAAAGGAGCGAUAAAGAAAAAGGAAAAGAGGGGAAGUAAAGUGGCCAAGUUGUGCCCUCUCCCGCUGCAUUUCCCCUUUAAAACCCCGGCGUUUGCUUUCCAUUCCAAGGGAAAUUUCCCGGGUUUUUUUAAAAAAAAAACCACUACAAAAAAGAGCAGUGAAAAUUCCCGCAAAAAGGGCCCCAUCCUUCUGCGAAAAGGCCAUACCCCCCGUAGGGGACAGGUUUGGCAAAAAACAUUUGGCUCCCCCUUGGGGACUUGACUGGAAAGGGGGGGAAAGGGGGCUAAAAAAUUAGUCCGAAGAUUGCUUUAAAAAAAAUGGACUAAGUCUGGUUCAUUCCCUUUUUGGGACCACAAGCCAGCACUUUCCCCCAAGCCCCUUUAUCCAUCGAGACCCCUGUGCACUACUUCCACUUCUCAGGGAGUUUGCUUUGAAUGGCAGAUGGGGGAAAACCCCCCAACCUUCCCCCGGGGCGCAGUAAUGAGUCCCGGAAAUUUAACAUUUUUUCCUAGAAGAAGAACCGUGUUCCCCCGUGGGGAGCACUUGACAAUGUAAUGGGGGAAAGUGGCGUUAAAUGAUUUUGGAAAAAAGGGUUUUUUGGGAGCCCCUGGAUAAAUUUUCCUUAAAAAUUUUCCUUUGGCCCCUUAACAGAAUAUAACCAUGGUGGGGAAAGGGUGCCGGGGAGCUCAUUUGGACAAGUUUGAGGAGGAGAGGAGGACACUGACGGACCAGAAAAAACCCCCCUUCUCCCCACCUCCUUUUUGAGGACGGGUCAGUCAGUUUGGGCACGAGGGCCCGUGCCCGGACGCCCAAGGAAAACCCCCUUUGAAUAGGUGGAAAUUUUGAGACAAGAGAACAAAGGGAAAUCAGGAGUGGGUGUUUCCCUUUAAAACCGGGGCCAACGGGGUAAACAUACAUUGUUAUACAUAAAGAUUAAACCCGGUUCGGGGUUUUUCAGUAUUUCCCCAAAAAUGCCCAAAGCUUUUGACAUUUAGAAGUAUAAUAAAAAGCCCAAAAAUUUAAUUGUUUAAAAAUCCCCCUCAAAGAUAAAAAAAACCAAAGGGGCCCUUUAAUGGGCAUCGCAUAGUUUAAAAAACUUUGACCUUUAUUCCCAACUUUUCCCCUCUCUUAGGAAGUACGGGGGCAUUUUUCCGAACCCCCACGGGCCCGGGCCUGACUUCAGCCUCCCGGGAAAAAUUAAAAACCCUUUCAUUUCAGCCGCUCAGCAAAAACCCCCUGCGAAAAAUUUCCCUCUUGUUCCCGGCUCAUGCUAAAAGGAGAAGAAACUGAAAAAACCCCAAAAAAUGGCUGGGGGCUGGGAGUGGGGGCCCCUUGGGGGAAAGGGAGAUUUAAAUAAAAAAAAAAGGCAGUUAAAAAAAGGGAAGUCCCUUUAACUUUUUAUUUCCCCCUUUUGUAUGAAAUUUAAUGGGGGCAGCGAGUUUUUUUUUUGUGGGUAAGGAAAUUGCUUUUAAAAUGCAUUGUUUCAUCUUUUCCAAAAGGGCAACCCUUUUGGAUCUACUUUUGGCACCCCAAUGUAAAAGGAUUUUUUAAAAGGAAAACCUGUUUUCCCAUAAAAAAAGGGUUUUAAAAAAUUUUGGGUUUUUUGUACAAUUUCAAAAACCUUCUCUCAUUCGGGCUUUUUUUUCUCAUCGGAAACUCUUGCUUCUCAGAAUCAUCACUUUUUCCCUCCAAAAACCAUUUUUAUAAUUGCAUUGCACGACGUUAAAGGAGGGGGCCCAGCCCAAAGGCGCAGCAUGGUUUUUCCCGACAUAUUUUUUAAUGACGAUAAACACUUGACAAAACAAAAAAAGGGCAACGAAAAAUUUUAAAGCUCCAACAAGGGCUCACAAAACCAACCAAAACCCACCAGUCAAAAAACCCCCAAAAAAAUUUAGGAAACAGGGGCUAUUUAAGUAGGAUCCUAAUCAGAGCCCCAACGAGUGACGGGCUGCCUCGGGAUUGGGAAUCCCCCACCCCCGGCCCAAAACAUAAAAAUUUACACAUUUAAAAUCCAAAACAUAGAAUUAAUAACACAGAUUCAACCUAAAUCACACCCUGCCCCAACCAACCAAGUUUUUAGGUCAGAGCGUGCCCAUUACCCCCCCCCCCCCCCCCCCCCCCCCCCCCCAAAGGGUUUUAACCCAGCCGCCCCAAAACCCUGUUUCCUUGGGGAGGGCCCGGGUGGGCAUCCCCGGGGUGGGAGGGGGCCUUUUUUCCCUCUCGCCCCCCCCUUUGGCCCCUGGUUUUUUUUCGGGAAACCUCGGCGCGGGGUUCCCCCUUUCCCUUCCUCCCACGAGGCCCCAAACCCCGGUUGGCCCUGGUGUGGGACCCCCCCCCGCCCCUUGGAAGGGGCGGGAUUUUGGGGGUUCUGGGUGGAGCCGUUUGACCGACCCUGGUUUGGGCCCCCGGGUGGGGGGGGGGAAUUUGGCUUUCUGGAGUGGAUCCGCUGAGGAGUAAACUGGGGCACCGGUGGAGUGGCCCUACUCGGGCUCCGGAGGGUCCGCGGGACCGGAGCGGGGAAGGGGGGCCCCCGGGGGAAAGGGGGGAUUUGCCUGGCUCCGGGUGGAACCGCGGACCAGAGUUUGGAAGGCACCGGUGGAGGGGACAGCUCUGGCUCCGGGGGUUGGAACUUCGUUUUUUCGGAUUUUGUUUUUGUUUUUCCGGUUUCCACUUUCAAAAAACCCUACCAUUAAAAUUAUGAUGCCCUUUUUUUUUGUGGGAAGGAAAAAUUUACAAAACCCAGCAGGGGAUCAAAUAUUUUUUCCCUAAUGUAUCUCCGCAUCCCUAGGUUUCUCAAAAACACCCCCCCGUUUUCCCUUUUUUGGCCUGACCAGCCCCUUCUUUUCCUUUGCCCCCCCUAUUUCCUUUCCCUAGGGGCCCCCUCCGGCAGCUCUCCUUUUAA